This is a messenger RNA of Copidosoma floridanum, 1175 nucleotides long. Its product is annotated as hemolymph lipopolysaccharide-binding protein-like. Lineage: Eukaryota; Metazoa; Arthropoda; Insecta; Hymenoptera; Encyrtidae. The record is from RefSeq and is a predicted model, not a curated record.
UACAAGAAGAAAAAUAUUGUAUAAAUUGAUUGUUGGUACUUUUUUUUUUUUUUUUUUUUAAUCAUUCCAAGUUUAUCGGAGAAUGUUAUUGUUUCUCGGUGGAUGUAUAGUUUCAACACGGAUAAUCUCUGCGAAACCGCAACUGCAGGCUGUGCUCAACUGAUUUACCAUAAGUGCAGGCGAGGAGAAAAAAACCAAUUAAUUCCUCAAAGUGUGUAUAUCUCUCGUUCAAUAUCAGUAUGCACGUAUAGCCGGUGGAAGGGGAAAUCGGUAUAUGUCGAAGAUUGGCUGCUGAAUCCGGUUAUUGGUAGUGUACAACUGUAGUCCGAUGUUUUCCUCCUCUGGCGCGGUGUAUUAUCUUCUACUCGAGCGCGGAGGACACUCGGACAACACCCUGAUGUGACUGUUUUCAUACUUCUAGAGCAUCUUUAUAGAUCUACGAUCGAUAGUAAACUUAUAGGAAAAAAAAAAAAAAAAUGUGUCGAUACAAGCAUCUCUUCGCGCUGUCACUUUUCAUCUCGGCGUCGUUGUCGCAAGCCCAGCACACGAUGAACUUGAACAUGUGCACCAACAACGAGACCGUAGCUCUUACCAUAACGAGUAACGGUGCCGAAGGAGGAUCGAGUUGCCAGUGCGAGGUAACACCGGCCCAGGAGCCGCCGUCCAAGUUUGGAUACAUUCACACGCCCGGGGUGGGCUCGCACAAACUGCACACGGAGGCCAAGACGUGGAACGAGGCUCGGAGAAUCUGUCUCGAGGAGGGCGCCAAUUUGGCUAUUAUCAAUUCCAAGGUCGAGGAAUCGGUGCUGGUGGACAUACUGAAACGUUCCCAGAGUAUAAUCAGAGGGGGACUGAAUACCGAGGAGGCGCUGCUGGGCAUUCACGACUUGUACAACGAAGGGGAGUGGGUGACAAUUUUCGGAGAUACCAUAUACAACAGCGGGUACUAUCACUGGUCGCCGACUUACUUUGGUGGACAGCCUGACAAUUUUCGGGGGUCGCAAAAUUGCGGCGCCAUCAUCAACGUCGGGGGGAUGGACGAUGUCGAUUGCGGGGAAAAAUUUGCCUUCUUUUGCGAACUACCCAUAGCUUGUACGAGAUCGUGAAACGACACUUGAUUAGUGGCGAUUUUGCUAAAAAAAAAAAAAAAAAAAAAAAAAAAUUUGUUAAAGGUU